Molecule: messenger RNA, 879 nt
Organism: Aspergillus mulundensis
Lineage: Eukaryota; Fungi; Ascomycota; Eurotiomycetes; Eurotiales; Aspergillaceae
Product: putative phosphorylase
Exons: 2
Coding region: 1-879 (292 amino acids)
Biological process (GO): nucleotide metabolic process
Molecular function (GO): ATP binding; ATP:ADP adenylyltransferase activity
Source: RefSeq, a predicted model, not a curated record
AUGGCACCUUCAAUCAGCUACGACGCAGUAUUAUCGGCAUUCGAUGACCUAGUCGCCAGGAAGAGCAUCUAUUAUGCCCCGCGCACAACAACCAAGUUCGACGAUGACGGGUUUGCUUUCGAGUUCCACAUAAGUACUUCACUCUCGAAGAAACCGCAGAAUGGGGACCCUGUCAGCGGGCAUGAAGACCCGAACGCGAAGAAACCAGAGUGCUUCGGGCCAGGAAGCGACAUUGGGAACGAUGACCCGGCCACGCUCCUCGCAAAUAUCCACGGGACGCACUUGCUUGUGGUGAACAAGUUCUGCAUGUUCCGGCCGCAAUUACUGCUACUGACGAGCGACUCGUAUCGGCGGCAGUGGGAGCCGCUGGACUUGGAUGAUUUGGCCGCUGCUUGUACGGUUCUAACCUCGCUCGAUGCGUCGCCGCAGGUUGUCAUUUACAACUGUGGGCCGAGAGGCGGUGCUAGCAGGCAGCACAAGCAUUUGCAGGUAUUGCCGCGGCCGCCGAAAUUAUUCCCGGAUGAGCAAAGUGAGAGCAAGGCCGUGCCGUACAAGUACUUCCUGCGGUAUCUUCAUGACAUUGAGCUUAGGAGUCCGGAAGGCCAGAAUAGACUUUUUGAGAUAUACAGGGAUUUGCUUGCUGAGGCUAAGGAGUCUCUUGGGGGGAAUCUUGAGGACAGCGACUAUAUCCCUCAUAAUGUCGCCUUGGUCAAAGAGUGGAUCAUGGUUAUUCCUAGGCGGAGUGCUGAUUUCGAAGGCGUUGCUGCGAAUACCCCAGGGAUGCUAGGCUCCGUGUGGUUGACGAGCGAGGAGGAGAUGAAUCGGUGGAAACAAAUCGGACCCCGGAGGGUUCUUGCCGGGCUGGGAGUGCCUGCUUGA